AUCUCAUUCUAACUCACGUUAUUGAGACAAAUACACUGUUGUUUUUUGUAUGUAUUAUAUAUAUUUAUCUCUAUUUUAUUUAACUUUAUCUUGCUCUAACUUUUAGACUCUUUUACGCGGUGUUAUGUCUCUUUGCAUGUGUAUCACGAAAGAACGACGCGCGAGUGAACAACAUUACGGCGAGGUGGAUAGAUGAAGCCACAAUAUUUAAAAAAAAAAAAUUAUUUGUCUUUUCUUUAAUUAUUAAUCAAAUAUUAUUAAUUAUUAACUAAUUUAUAAUACUCAUCAAUAAAAUUUAUCAUUUAAAUUUUUGCAUAUAUUAUUUGUUUAUGUUUAUUUUUAUUUGACACAUUGUUGUUGUUGUUAUUUUAUAUUUAUAAUUUUAAAAAAAAAAAAACGGUGUCGGUGGUGCGUUUAAUCAACGUUGACGACAACGAAUGACGAGGUGGACGAUCAAUACGCCAUUCCGGCACACACCAACAGUGUGCCAGUGUUAAAAUCAGGCGAGCUUUAAUAAAAUGAAAAAAUUAAAUUAAAAAUAACAACAAACAUAUAGACACAAAGUGGGUGUGGAUGUGUAUUGUGAUUAAAUAUAUAUACAUACAACUGUCAAGCAAAAUAUUAAAAAGAAAUGUCAAAAAAUUUACUCCAAAAUUUCAAAAUAAAUUAUUAGUUUAUAUUUAUACAUCUAUAAUUUUUUUUUGUUUUGUUAAAAUAUAUAAAAACAAAACUGUAUUGAUGAUAUUUUGUAUUUUUUUUUUUUUUAUUUAUUUUUUUUUAGCACAAAAUACACAUGUGCUGGAUUUUGCACGACGUGUCUUGGCUAUAUAAAAACGACGCGACAGUGUUUUUAAGUAGAGUGGGGAUUUGACGUGAAGAGGGGUAAAAUGAGGAGGAUAUAUAAAACAAGAGGUGGAUAAUAAAAAAGAGGAGUAAAAAUUUUAAAAUAAGGAGAAGUAAAAAAAGGUAGACGGAUGAACAACGUUUGCGGAAAACGAAGAACAACGUUGUUAGUUUUUUGCGGUUUCUAUCACUUCAGCUAAGUUUCUAGAGGCAUAUUUUUUUUAUUUUUUGUUUUUCAUAUAAUUUUAUCUUUCUUUCUCUGUCUCUCUCUUUCUCGUUGUCUAUUUCAUUGCCAAGUAAAGGUAUUCUCCCACUACCAAUUUAAGCCAUCAUCAUUUUCUUAGCUACAAAAAAGUUACAAAGUGUAUGAAGGUAGCAAGAGAUAAUAAAAAAAAAAUAAAUAAAAAGAAGACACUUCAGGCCACCGACCCAUACCCGUGACCGAGAAGAGAGAGAAAUAGAAAAAGAGAAAAAGAUAAUAACAGUUUCAGUGUCUUUGUUUAACAAAAAAAAAAUAUAUAUAUUUUUUUUACCUUCAACACAGACACAAGUAUAUACUGUGUACAUAUAUGGAUUAUACAUAACGUGGGGGUAUUAUCAACCAGUCUGUCUACCAGUUUUGUGUGUUUCCUUCAACAAAUCUCUUCGCUACGGAAACUAAAGUGAACUUAUGAACAUAAUCGUGCACGCCUUUGCCCAGGCUAGAUACUUGGAAUUUCAUCAUUAAUAUACACGUGUAUUUAUUAUAAAAUAACAUGCUUGAAAUAUUUAAAAAAAUAUAUUAUUUCUAUCAGUGCAUAUAGUGAAUAGCUAAGAGAAAAAUAAAAUCAUAGGUUGUAAUUAUUAUCAGUGAGUGAUUAAUUAUAUUCAAAUUAUGGAUUUAGGAUGGUUUGUGAUUUAGUAUCAAUGUGAUAAAUAUAUAUUAACUCAUUAUGUAUUUUUUUUAUCUUAUAUUUUUAUUUAAAAUACAAUAAAAUGAACUCAAAUUCGUCAAAAAUUAAAACACUAUUUUGUGUUUAACAGUGAGAAGCUAAUGUUUUUGUUAAUAACAACAACAAUAUUUUAUUUGUGAUAAAAAAUAUAAAAUUUUAAUAAUAUAUCAGUGUUUUUAUUUAUAUUUAAUUAUAUUAUUGUUAUCAACAUGUGACAGUGCAAUACAAUGAUUUUUUUUGAAUUUUAAAAAUCGAAAAAAAAAAGAAGAAAAAAAAACCAUUGAUAAAUUAUUAUUAUUAUGACUGACAAGUGAAAUUAUUGAAAUUUUUUUUUUUUUUUUUUUUUUUUUUUACGUUUAAUUUCAUUAAUUUAAUUUAAUUUUUUUUUUCAUAUUGAGUAAUAUUAUGCUCCAAUUAUAUGUGUUUUAUUGAAAAAUAAAAAAAAAAAAAAAUAAUUAAAAAUGGAGACACUUAUGCCAAGUAAUGUAUCAAGUCAAACUUAUACACCACAAUUAAAAACAGUGUUAAAAACAUAUCAAUUAACAGCAGUUAAAAGUUUACAAGGGCCCAGUUCAGCAUUAUUGGGUAUGGACUGUAAAAAUAAUAUAAAUGAACAAACAAAUUAUAAUUUUUCACAUAUAACACGUAAUCCACAUGUAUAUCAUGAUAAGUAUCAUGAUUUAAAUAUAAAUAAUAAAGAAUGUAAAAAAUUAGAUGAUAUUAAUAAAAAAAAUAUAUUAAUAAAAAAAUUAGAUGAUUCAGAUGAUGAUAAUGAUUUAUUAUUAAAUUCAAAAACAAUAAUAAAUAAUGAUAAUAAAAAAAUAUUAGAAUUUACAAUUCCAAUAUUAACAACAUCUGAUCAAAAUUGUUCUGAAAGAUGUGAAACAAUAUUAGAAAAUGAAAGAAUAUCAUGUUUUAUUGUUGGUGGUGAAAGACGUCUUUGUUUACCACAAAUAUUAAAUACUGUAUUACAAGAUUUUUCAUUACAACAAAUUAAUCAAGUUUGUGAUGAAUUACAAAUAUAUUGUUCACGUUGUACGCAUGAUCAACUUGAAGAAUUAAAAUUAUCUGGUAUAUUACCAAGAAAUGCACCAUCUUGUGGACUCAUAACACAAACUGAUGCUGAAAGACUUGUAUCAUCAUUAUUAUUACGUGCUGAAGUUUGUGAAUUAUUAAUGAAAAAUAAUGAUUUAUGUAAAUUAAAUAAUAAUAAUAUUAUUAAUUGUAAAAAAUUAAUAAUUGAUGAUAAUGAUGAUAAUAAUAUUUGUAAAUUUAAAGUAUAUCAUGAAUGUUUUGGUAAAUGUAAAGGUAUAUUUUAUUCUGAAUUAUUUGAUUAUGAAGAUGCAUCAUGUAUUGAAUGUCUUGAAUGUGGUUGUAAAUUUUCACCACAAAAAUUUGUACGUCAUGCACAUAGUCAAUUGGAAAAUCGUACAUGUCAUUGGGGUUUUGACUCAAAAAAUUGGCGUUCAUAUUUAUUACUCUCAAGGGAUCAACCACAUUAUACCAAGGUCGUUAGCCUGUUUACAAAUAUUAAGCAAAGAUAUCCUGUGGCCCGUUACAAAAGAAAGUCUGAGUUUAAACAAGAAGAAAAAAUUAUUAAAAAAAUUAAAAAAGAUGAUUGUUCUGGAGUUUAUCCAGUAAAUGGUAUUGGAUUAUAUCCAGCAUCGCCUGCAGCUGGAUCUGAUCAUUACCUACAAAUGCAAUGGGCCGUUCUUGAACUUGCAUCCAGAACAUCAUCAGCAUUUAGACCCUGGAGUGCUGCUGUUGGAUCUUGUAAACCAAGAGAAAGUACACCAAUGGUGCCAGCUUAUCUUAGUCGUGGUCCACCAGUACUUCAACAUCCUGAAAGAGUUGUACCAAUGUCAGAAUGUGAACGUUUUGAGCCACAUUAUCAGCCAAAUGUUGCAUUAGCACCAAUUAUAACUCCACAAAUAAAUUCAUCAGCAAUACAAGCAGUAUCAUUACAACGUCGUCAACAACAUGAACGUCAUCGUGUAAAUAAUAAUCGUCCAACAAUAACACCACCACCACCACUAUCAUCAUCAUUAUUACCAUCACAAUUAGUAAAACCACCACAACUGACUCCACCAUCACCACCACCACCAUCGUCAUCAUCAUCAUUAUCAUCAUUAAACAUAGCAAAAUUAGACAGCCAUCAAGUCACUAUUAAAAUUGAACGACCAUCAUCACCUAGUCCUGAUUUAACUAAUGACUAUGGUUCUUGUAGUCCAAAUGAUAAUCAAGAUGAAAUUAUAAAUCGACCAAAAGUCAUAAAAAUGACACCAAUUAUUAAUAAUGAUAGUAAUAAUAGUAAUAGUAAUAAUAAAAAUAAUGACAAUGAUGAUGAAGAUAAUGAUAAUGACGACGAGGAUGAUGAUGAUGAUGACGAUGAUGAAGAAGAAAGUUCAGCAGCAGUAACAUCAUCAACAGUUACAAUGGAACCAUUGACAUUACAACAAAAUACAACAUUAUCAUCACAAGAAUUAUUAAUAAAUAAUAAUUGUGAAAAUACAAUUAUUGAAUUAGAAAAAAAAUUAAUAGCUCUUAAUGUACCACAUGAUGUUAUAUUAUUAACAAGAAAAAUUGCAAAUGAAUUAAGUGAUCUUAAAAUACGUAAACAUAAUGAUGAAAUUGAAAUAACAAGAUUACGUUGUGAAAUUGAAAAACAAAAAAAUAUAAUAAAACAUGAUGCUAUUAUUGAUAAUAAUGAAAAUAAUAAUAUUGAAAAUUCUAGUAAUGUUGAUAGUACUGAUUCUAAUAAUAUAAUUAAUAAAAAAAUAAUAACACCAUUAAAUAAUAAAAAUAAUGAGUCGGAAAAUUCAAUAAUUAUUUGUAAAAAAAACUAGAAUUUUUAUGAAAAAAAAAAAAAACAUUAAAUUCUAAUCUUCCUAUUAUGAUAAAUGAUAUAUUUAUCAAAACAUAAAAAUGCUCACAAAUUAAGUGUACAGUGAAUUCGAUAAAUAACUAAAUUAUAGUUUAUUAUUUAUUUGUUUAAAUUUUUAUUUUUUAUUUUUCAUCAAUAAAACUGUCUUGAUUAUGUGAUAUAUACGAUGAAGCCUUUAACACUAUUAAUAUUUAAUUUUCAUUAAUUCUCAGUAAUUUUUAUUUUUUUAAAUUAACGUAAACUUUUUAUCGACAGUUUUUGUUUACAUACUGAUAAUCGGUUAAUAUUAUUGGGAAUGAUAAAAAUUAUAUAAAAAUUAAAAACAUAAAAUUGCCCAAUGAAUAUUUAUCGAUAAUUAAUUUGGGCAUAGAUAAAAAAAUUAUUUCAUUAUAUCGUUAAUAUAAUUUGACGCAUUGAUAAAUAAUUUAUAGUAAAAUAUAUAUAAUUACUACAAUAACAAUAGUAAUAAUUAAAAAAAGAAAAAAUAACAAAAAAAAAAAAAAAAAACAGUUAGAUUGCUUUCCAUUAACCUUCUUUAAGUAAUUACAUUAUAAUCGUGUAAAUAGAUUCUCUUGUCAUAUAGAGUUAUGUUAAUUAUUAUUAAAAUAAUAUGCGAAUUAUUGCAAAAAGUACAAAAACCCUAGGUGCUACGUUGUUAAUCUAGGUAAAUGAUUAAUAAUUUUUAAUGAUUUUAAAUCAAUAUAUAUAUAAUUACUAUAUUAAAUUGUAAAAAAAAAAACAAAUUGGGAUGCAUUGAUAACGCUUUUUAACGGUUUUAUUAAUAUUAUUAUUGUUUUCUUGUUAUUUUAUUAUUAUUAUUCGUUCUUAUUGUAUAAUUUGUUUUUUCUUCAAAAUAAGUCAACAGUUAUAUAUACAGCUUAACUGUAUGUAAAAUAAAAAUCUCAAAAUAAUAAAAGUGAUACUGCCAAAUGAUGAAACAAGUCAUAAUAAAUUUGCAUGUAUAAAAAGAAAAUAAUGAAAAAAAAAAAAUUAUUAUAUAUAUAUUAACAAAAAAAAGCAUAAAUCGAUAAAAAUAAGUCGUGAAAUUUUUCAGUAUUUGAUUUGUAAGGUGAUAAGUGUUAUCGUAUAAUUUUUAUUAUUAUUUUAUAUAACAAAAAAAAAAAAAAAGCGCUCGAUGAAUAUUUAUUGCAUAAGAAAGCGUAGUCAAUGCUCCUGUUUUUACUAACACGACGCAAUUGACCUUGACAAAUGUCCAUGAAAUAAAUUUCAUUUAUAGUUGCAAAAUGAAAAAAGAAGAUGGAAAAAAAAAACACUAUGUGGAUACUAACUUUCUCUUUAUCAAGUCAAAAAAAAAAUAAAUAACGUACUAUUCUUGUUUUAUACAAAAUAAAUUAUGAUAAAUAUUUAGUCAUUAGAAAAAGAAAAAAAAAAUAAAUUAAAAUAAUAAUAAUAAUACGAAAAUAACAAAUGGAAAAAAAAAAAUUAUUCACUGCGAUAUUUCGUAAAUUAUGGUAAAUUAAAAAUUGUCAACGAGAUUGAAGGACAAAAAAAAAAAAAAAAAUAUUAAAAAUUAUUUGAUUAUAUAUAGAAAUAUUUCACUGCUGGGUUGUGGAUUUUUUAGUCUACGUAAAUAAAUUUACUUGAAUAAGAAUUUAAAUAAAAAAAAAAAAAACGUUAUAUUAUAAUAUCUAUGCUCAUUUAGUAAGUUUUUCGAAAAAAAAAAAAAAAAAUUAAAUAUUAAAAUUAAGUUUUAGAAUAACGGUUUGGGUGUAAAUUUAGAAAAUUCAAAUUGUUUUUGUUUAUUCGAGUUUAAAAAAAAAAAAAAAGACAAAAUUAUUAAGUUAAAUUUUUUGUGAGAUUUUUUAAAUGUGUACUUUACAAUCCAGCAGUCUUUUUAAUUUUUCUUCUUUUUGUUAUAACUUUUAUUUAUUCAAUAUAGUAAAGAAAAAAAAAAAAAAUUAAUAUGCCAUAUUAACAAGCUAAUUAUGUAACGUUAAUCUGUGUAAUCAAUCCCGUGAACAAUAACAUGAAAGAACCAUAAUUAAACUAAGAAUCCCACCUAAGAUAAAGAAAAAAAAAUAGUCUACAUAUUUCUUACACACUCUGAGUUAUAUAUUAAAAAAAAACGAUAAAUAUUAAAAUUAAAAACGAAAAAUAACCAAUAAAAAGAAGCAAAUUUAAAAAAUAAUAUAUAACAUUUAUAUCACGUACUGCUCGGUUUUUAAUAAAUACAAAAAAAACAAAUAUUUAAAAAAACCAGUUAAAUUGUGUCUCUUUAAAAAAUUUUUAUUCUAAUUUAUAUACAUUUAAUUAUUAUUAUUAUUUAUAUUUUUAUCUCAAUAAUAAUGCAAAUAAAAACGUCAUAAUAAUUAAAAAUUAAUAAUAAUAAUAAAAAAAACAUAAUGUGUAUUUUAAAAUUUAAAAAAAAAAAAACAAACAAAAUAGGAUAAAAAUGUAUCUUGGAAAUUUUUGUUAUACAUAUAUUUACGCAAAUUUAUGACAUACCCGAAUUUAAAAAAAAAAAAAAACGCGUGUAAUUGUUAUCUAUUUUUAAUUUUAUUUAUUUUUUAUUUUGAUAUUAUAAUUGCGUUCUUGAUGACUGAUUAUAUCGUCGAUGGAGCUCUUGAUCAAUUUUUAAAAUUAAAAUUUUUUUUUUAUUUUUAUUAUUUGUAUGAUUUUUGACGAAAAAAAAAAAAACAUUAAUUAUUAGACGUUUAUCUAUUGUGACCUAAAUUUAUAGAUAUAAAUAUUGUUGAUUAAAAUUGGAUAUAAUUAUUUAAAAAAAAAAUUGAUGAUAGGAAAAAUAUGAUUUAUGCAAUAAUGAGAUUUUUACAUCUCUAAGACUUUUUUUUUUUUUUGAUGAAUCCAAAUGAUUCUUUAGCUCAAUGUAAUCUAUAGUUAAAAAAUUAAUUUUUUUUUUGUUUUGUUAAUCAUGUUUUUCUUGGUAAAAUAAUAAAGAAAAAUAAUAAUAAUACUCCAAUGAAAAAAAGUAAAAAAAAAAUAUAAUAAAAAAAUUAAAUAAUUGUCGACAAUUCUUUACUACUUAAAAUAUAGUACCUGCAAUUGGCUGAAGCCUAAAAUUUUUGUGAUCAGAGUUUCACGAUACAUAAUAUGACGAU
Molecule: messenger RNA, 7739 nt
Organism: Aphidius gifuensis
Lineage: Eukaryota; Metazoa; Arthropoda; Insecta; Hymenoptera; Braconidae
Product: ski oncogene
Exons: 3
Coding region: 2237-4621 (794 amino acids)
Biological process (GO): negative regulation of BMP signaling pathway
Cellular component (GO): nucleus
Molecular function (GO): SMAD binding; RNA polymerase II cis-regulatory region sequence-specific DNA binding; DNA-binding transcription factor activity, RNA polymerase II-specific
Source: RefSeq, a predicted model, not a curated record